Molecule: messenger RNA, 2763 nt
Organism: Dioscorea cayenensis subsp. rotundata (Guinea yam)
Lineage: Eukaryota; Viridiplantae; Streptophyta; Magnoliopsida; Dioscoreales; Dioscoreaceae
Product: RNA-binding protein 47-like
Exons: 12
Coding region: 112-2451 (779 amino acids)
Cellular component (GO): nucleus
Molecular function (GO): mRNA binding
Source: RefSeq, a predicted model, not a curated record
CAUCCCUUCCCCAACCUUGCUCUCUAUUCUAUUCUCCUCUCUUUCCAAUCUCUCUAUCAGAACCCUAGAAACUAAAAAGAAGAAAAAAAGGAGAAAAAAAAGGGGGGGAAAAUGCCGCCCAAGGCAUCGGCCGGCGGCGGCCGGAGGAAAACCGUGAGGAAAACCGUCCGCAGAACCACGCCCAGAUCCAACUCCAGGGCCAAAGCCCAAGCCCCAGCUGAAUCCCCUCCUCUCUCCCCUGCCCCUCUCACUGCCGAUGAGAGCCAUGCGAUCGAACCCAUCUCCGAAGAGACGCCGGAGAUCACCCCCAUCGCCGAUACGACGCCUGAGAUCACCCCCAUCGCCGAACCCUCCUCCUCCUCUCCUUCCAUGCCUCUGACCUCUGAGACCACCGCUUCGGAACCUGUUGCGGAGGUUGCCGCCGCCGCCGAAGAAGCACCUGAGAUCGAGGAUCCCACGGUCGUUGAGGCUCCAACGCCAGCAGCGCAGGUGCCAGAGCCUACUCCCAAGAAAACCGUUACCAGAGUUAGGAAGGUGGUGAAGAAGAAGAUCGUCGUCAAGAAAGUUCCGAAAGCAUCUGUUACAGUGAAAGACGAUGUGCAGACGGAGGAAGAAGCCGUCGUCCCGCCGAUUGUUGCUGUUGAAGGUUGUAACCCUAAUUCUGAUUCUAUCCCUCAGAAUACUAAGGCUGUUGCUGUCGAGCAUCUUGAACCUCCUUUGAUGGCGCAGGAGACGGAGGUGAAGGUUGAAAAGAUUGAAGCUGCUGAGCCCUCUGCACAGCGGCCGAGGGCUGAGGUUGAGACUGAGAAUGUUGCAUCUGAGGAGGUUAAGCAGGAACCGAUGCAAGAGGAUGAGGUUAAGCAGGUGCUGAUACAAGAGGAUCAGGUUCAGCAGGAUGAGAUGCAGGAGGAGGAGGAGGAGGUUAAGCAGGAGCAGAUGCAGGAAGAGGAGGUUAAGCAGGAGCAGCUGCAGGAGGAGGAGAUGAAGCAGGAGGAGAUUGAGUCCGGGGCAGCGGAGGAGGCUGAUGCCCUGCCUGAUCAGGAUCAGAAAGAUGGAAUUGAAGCUCAGGUUUCAGCAGGAGAUGUGGAGAAGGGGAUAUCAGAGAGGCAGCGACGAAGAAAGACAGAAAUAUUCAUAGGAGGGUUGGAUAGGGAUGCUAAGGAAGAGGAUAUAAGGAAGGUUUUUGAGACAGUGGGAGAGAUUGUGGAGGUGAGGAUGAUGAUGGAUGCAUUGACCGGAAAAAACAAGGGUUAUGCAUUCCUCCGAUAUGCUGAGGCAACUCAAGCUAAGAAGGCUGUCACAGUAUUCAAGAAAGUUGAGGUAUGUGGCAAGCUAUGUGGAGCUGCAGCCCUUGAGGGAAAUGACACAAUAUUUCUCGGAAGUAUUGACAAAACAUGGAAGAAAGAAGAUAUCAUUAAGCUUCUACAUGAAAUUGGAGUUGAGAAGAUCGAUGCUGUUACUGUUAUGACAGAUCCUAAGAAUGCAGACUUGAAUCGUGGGUUUGCAUUUCUAGAACUUGAAAGUAACAGAGAUGCUCAAAAGGCUUUCAAACUACUUCAGAAGAAGGAUGUUUUUGGCAAGGGUCGAAAUAUUAAAGUUGCUUGGGCUGAGCCAUUAAACGAUCCAGAUGAGGAGGAGAUGCAGAAGGUGAAAUCAGUCUAUGUUGAAGGAAUACCAUUUUCUUGGGGGGAAGAGCAAUUGAAGGAGAGAUUUGAAAAAUUUGGUAAUAUUGAGCGAGUUGUCCUGGCACGGAAUAUACGAUCUGCGAAAAGAAAGGAUUUUGCGUUUGUUAACUACAAAACUCGUGAGGAUGCUCUUUCAUGCAUUGAGUUAUUUGAAAAGGAGGAGCUAAUGGACAACGGUUCAAAGAUAAAUGUGAAGGUGUCACUAGCUAAACCCAUAUCAAAGAGCAAGCAAAACAAAGGAGGGUUCAAGUUUAAUAAGAAGGAUGAUAAUAAAGAUAAAACGACAUUUAUUCAGCGGGAUAUGAAAAUAAAUGGUCCAUCUAGCAAGGGGAACCUUUAUAAAGGAGGUCAAAGCAGUAGUGCUGGAGAUAGAAAGUCCACUUCAACUCAUGAGCUAUUGGAUACUUUGAGGCAUCAAACACCUUGGAAGCAGGGACAACCAGGAUAUUCAAGAGGCCCCAACUUGCAGGAUUAUUCACAUGCUUCUCAAGGAGGAAAGCGUGCUUUUGCUGCAUUGGGAGAUGAAGUACAUUACUCUGAUUUGAGAGGGUACCCCCGCCCACGCCUGGACACUUUUCCACCUGCAGGCCCAAGUUAUGGUGUGAUGUCCCAUGCCAUCCCCAACUCUUCUGUGCCUUAUCACCAACGGCCAACUGCUGGAUACACAACUGGUGGCCUCUAUGGGGCUUCUGAUCAUCCAAGCACCUAUCAGAUGAGACAGGGAGGACCUCCUUACUAUGGUGGCAACCUAUAUCCUAGAUAUUGACUAAAUAAUCAGAAUUCUCUUCAAACUGUCAGCCUUGAUCAAUCACCCAUUUCAGGGCAUUACAUUCAAGUUUUGUUUGGCUUGUGCUACAAAAUUGCGAGUUAGGGCAGAAGCUUUGGUCAUUCCUGUUUAUUUGUUGCAGUGGAGCUUGAUGUAAUAUAUUUGGUACGAUGGGCCACCAUAGCCCUAUUAGUGCCUGAAAACUAACAACCAGUAACUUUUAACUGUUCUUUUAUUGGUUGGAGUUCUUACGCUCUGCCUAAUUGUCAAUUAUAUUUACAGUAGUGAAAUUAUGAGCUACUGUAUUAUCUC